AUGAAGUCGAACUUGGGUCGAAAACCUUCGUCUAAUGCACUGCUAGGGGACAAGCGUUCGCCUCCGGUGACUGCCAAGCUGCGACGCAAGUCAAACGCUGGUAACCACACAGACAACGCUGCAGCUUACAGCAACUUUGACUAUGACCACGGCCGCCAAGUGCCGCCAUCUCAGCCGCAGAUCCUUCCAGUGGGGGGCGCGGACUUGCUGCUUCAACUUCAACAACUCCAACAACAGCAGAGCCUCGCAGCGUUUUGCUAUCCUACGCCUGGUCCAGCAAUCCCUCACACUCUACCGCUCGGCCCCAGCGCCUACCCAUCGGCAGCGUACAUGCCUCCAUCACAGCAAUUUAUCAGUGCGCCGGGCAGUUCCAGCGCAAGUCGCGAGUCAUGGGGAGCCCCACCAACUGAGAAGAGCGGACAAGUCUUGGAGCAGCUUGGCUCAGUGCUGCAGCAAAUGAAGCAGGAGUCCGAGGGAUCCGCCGCUGCGUGGCGAGAGAAACUCGCGGAGACGGCACAAUUGACUGAUCAACUAGCGCAGACUCGAGAGCAGCUGAAUGCUGCCACGAACAAUGAACGCGCGGUUAGUGAGGAGCUCGCUCGUGUCCAGCAAGCUUUUAAGGCGCUAGAAGCGGAGGCGGCGCAGAGUGCAACACGCCACCGCGAGGAGCUUUCAGUGAUGAACGACGAAGUGCAGCGGCAGCAACAAUGCGCUGAUGAGAUGCGCGAGAAGUAUGAAGCCACACUCAACGAAGUCCGCUCUGAGCUGCAGAAUACUACCGCUCGCUUCGAGGAGCAACUGCAAGCACAGAGCGAUGAACAUCGCGCAGAGCUGGACCAGUUUCAACGGGCUCAUGAAGCGAAGAUCCAGGAACUUGAGGCUCAGCAUGGCACAGAACGCACCAAAUUACUCGAGAAAUCGCGCGAGUUGGAGCAGGCAAAGCAAGAGCUCGGUCAGCACCUUUGGAACGCUACGAAAGAGUUAGAGACUACGGCUCAGCUUCGAGAGCAGCAGCUUCGGUCACAAGCUCAGGAGGCUCAGCAAGAGCUCGCACAACUGCAAGCCGCCGCUGUUGCACGAGAACGCGAGCUACAAAUGAAGGCGGAAGCUCAACGCAAAGAGCUGCUGGAAGAGCUGAACAAACAGUUGGAAGCUGCUCGAGCGACGGCCAACGAAGAGCGCUCUCAAAAGGAAGAGCUCAACGCGUUGAUGAUCGCUGAGGUGUCGAGAUUCCAAGCUCAAUUAGAGCAAAUGGCGCAACAACACGCAACAGCACUCGCCGAACGUGAAAAGCUAGCAGAGGAGGAGCGUGUGCAGGCGUUGGAGCUACGAGAAAAGGCUGCGCGAGUUGUACGCGAAGCUCAAGAAGAACUACGUGAGCUGCGUACCGAGCUGCAAACCACUAAAGCGGAGAAGGCUCGGUUAGAAGCUCAGGGGUCUGCAGAGAAUGGCACGCUGCAAGAGCUGAAUGAGCAACUACGAGAGACUGCAGGUCAGCUGGAAGACUCGCACGCCCAGCUCCAGCACCUCUCAAGCCGCUGCAAGACGGCCGAAAAGCUCACGCGACAGUGUCUCGACCUAAUCACUCAAACGCCGAUGGGGAACAGUACGAGCUCCGAAGAGGAUGAGGAGGAUGAAGACAAUUCUGACAGUGAGGAAGACCCGCUAGCUCAACUGCCGUCAGUGCUUCGCACGCUCAAGCAUCUUACAAAGGUGUCGGGUGCGUUGGAGCCUCUGCAACUGAAGGUCCUCCGCUUACAACAAGAGAGGGAUAGUGAUCGUGAAAAGCACCGAGCACGAGAGCAAGAACUGCAGACACAAGUGCAGAACUCUCUUCAAGAGCUGGAGACUGCACGUCAAGACGCCAAGACGUUAGCUGAGGAACUGGCCCAACUUUCUCAAGCUGCAGGGGGUCAAGAAGCUCAAUUAACGCGCUCGAACGAACAGCUCCGUCAGCAGAUUCAGGAGCUCGAGCAUCUUCGUUCUGCCGGUGCGUCGCAGCUUUUGCAGCUCCAGAAAGCGCUGGACGCCCAGCGCGCGCGCAGCACAGCGCUUGAGACUGAGAAGCGCGAUCUACUCGCUGAAGCGGAGCAACUCAACGCCAGUCUGGAAACUCAGUACCGCGCAGUGAAUGACAAGCAACUGGAGCUGGAGCAGCUUCGCGGAUCUUACCGGGAGCUUCAGCUUACGCAUGGAGAUCUACAGGAAACUCACGCCGACUUGGAGGAGAGUUCGAGGCGAACGAAUGAACACCUCGCGACUCAACUCCAGAGCGCGCAACAAGAAGUGCAGACAAAGUUGCGUGAAGCUGAAGAACUUCGCAGUGAGCUGGAGCAAGUCACUCAAGCUUUGAGUGAGGAGAGAGACGCACUCGUACGCGCGCGAGACGCUGAGCAAGCCCAGCGUUCACAUAGUGAGCAGGAGUUAUCGCGCGCAUUGGAGGAGAAGACCCAUCGACUCGAAGAGAUGCUCGCCAUGCUCACUCAGCUGCAGAACAAGUCGGAGCAUCUAGAGCAGGCUCGAGCUCAAGACGUUGAGGUUGCGCGCCAGCAGCGUGAUACGCUCUCGCAUCAACUGGCAGAGGCUCAACAAGCCCAAGCUCGAGCUGAAAACGCCUUGAGUGCAGCUGUACAAGCCCAGCAAGACAUACAAACACAAGCUCGCUUCGAGGUGGAGCAGCUUCGAGCUACGUUGACGCCUCAGUUCGCUGAGCUCGAGACUCAGAAGGAAGCGCAAGCUGCAGAGUUGCGUAGGUUAGAAGCUGAGCUUGAGCGCGCAACACGAAGCAAGCAAUCGCUGCAGAUGGAGCUCCAGCGAGCUGCUGAUGACACUCAAGACGCACUACGCGCAGUCGAAGUUGCACGUCGGGACGCUCGAGCUCAAACCCAGCAACUCGGUGAAGAGCACGAGAGACUUCGACAGGAGCUCGAAGCUGCUCGAGCUGAGAGCCAAGAAAACGCGGCUCUGUCGGAAGAACUGCAGAGCAAGAUCACGACGAUCCAAAGCGCUGCAAACGCUACCAUCGACGACCUCGUAUCGGAGCUACAAGGCGCGCAGGAUGCUCUCGAGCUCGAACGUGCUCGAGCCAAGAAGGAGAAAGAUGGAGGUGGAACGCGCUCCCAACUGCGUGAGCUUGAGGAACAACUGCGGUCUCGAGAAGCUCAGCUCCGUGAAGCUCGCGACGAAGCUUCAUGCACCCAGGAGCAGCUCGAAGAGCGCUUAAGCGAGCUUGAGCUGAGGUUGCAACGCACAGCGAACACCCUCGAGAGCAAGAAGCAGGAGUGCGACGCCAAAGCGCGUGAGAUGGAGCAACUGUCACGACGAGCUAGUGAGGCCGAGCGCAAGUUGGCACCACUCACUGCAGCUCGCGAUGCUCUUCAAGCCAAAGCAAACGAGCUGAAGCAGGCGCUUGACGCGAAGGUUCGCGAGGCUCAGGACAGUGAAGAACGAGCUCGAGACGAAGUUCUCCGAAUUGCGCGUGAACGGCGCGCGUUAGAUACUCAAUUGGUCGAGCUUCGUGACGAAAGUGAGGCUUCACGGCAGCAGGUAGCGCGUGCUCAACGUGAAGUGCAGACGAUGAAGCAGGCACUAGAGCGCGCAAAAGGAGAGCUCAAUCGAUCGAGUACGGAGCUCAGAGCAACCACGCAGCGUCUGGAGAGUGUUCAACAAGCCGCGAACCAAACGAUAGCCGACGCCACCGCUCGAAUGCAGGCAGCACAGCAGCAAGGCGAGAGGAAUGCAGCGCGACUGCAACAGGAGCUCGAUCUGGAGCGAGAACGUCGUCGUGAGGUAGAAGUUCACCGAGCUGAGCUGCAGCGCGCACUGCGACAACAGCACAUCCAGUCACCAGCAGUGUCCACAGGCUCCAGAAGCGAAGACAACCAAGCACGACUAAGUUCCUCGGACAGCUUCAACUCGAGUCCAGAGCUAGCGGAUCGACCAGUCUCGAGUCAGUCGCCGGCGGGUACAGCGGAGUACCGCAAGUUCUACGCGAACGAGCCGCUCACGUCGGCCGAGCUCUCGAACUUGCCCAUGGCGGUCAUCAAAGCUCAGCUCGGACUCGAGUUCAGCCAGAACAACAACACAUCCGCCGCCACUUCCAAGUCCAGCAAGAGCUCGAGCAAGGCGAAGAUUCAGCAUCAGCAUAAGGAGCGAUACGCAGCGAGCAAAGACAACCACGCAGACGAAGAUGACGACGCAAUCCCGCUCUUGCCGCUGGAGAAGCUCCCAUAUACCCCAGAGGCUGAUGGUCGGGACAGUUCUCCCAGCAGCCCGAUGGAUGUGGCACCAAGCGGCGGUCGUUCGAGUUCAUUGAGCUCUCGAAGUACGCCAUGGUCGGCUCGGUCGGGUAGCACCAGCCAUCUCUCCUUCUCCAGGAACAACGCCGCCUCGCCUGCUACCAGUGCAAACAGCAGUCCGUCGACGCGCAAGAACUCCAUGCCAAGCGCUGGCGCCAAGAAGAAGAAGUCAAAGCAGUCGCGUCCUGUUGUGCUUCCAUCGGCGUCCGGAGCGCCCUACGGCGCCGCGUCCUCCAGUCUGUCACCUACAAAACACCAGAAGCCCAAAGCGCGCAGCAAAUUGUUGCCCCGCAUCAGUCUGCAGUGA
This is a messenger RNA of Phytophthora sojae, 4605 nucleotides long. RefSeq lists its product as hypothetical. The coding region runs from base 1 to 4605 and encodes 1534 amino acids. The record is from RefSeq and is a predicted model, not a curated record. Lineage: Eukaryota; Oomycota; Peronosporomycetes; Peronosporales; Peronosporaceae. The transcript has a single exon.